This is a messenger RNA of Lodderomyces pseudojiufengensis, 2139 nucleotides long. Its product is annotated as DNA-binding SCF ubiquitin ligase subunit. Bases 1 to 2139 code for a protein of 712 amino acids. NCBI's taxonomy places the organism in Eukaryota, Fungi, Ascomycota, Pichiomycetes, Serinales, Debaryomycetaceae. Gene Ontology annotation, molecular function: protein binding. The transcript has a single exon. The record is from RefSeq and is a predicted model, not a curated record.
AUGAUUGAAGAAGAAAAAUUGAGGGAGGAGAGCAAGUUAGCUGUACUAUAUUUCAAAUCAAAUGAAUAUACUAAGGCACUCCAAUUAUUCAACCGUUUAAUAUUCCAAUUAAAACAAUUAACUCCAACCGAAAUAAAACAAAUCAGAUCAAAUCAUUAUAAUUUAGCAAAAGUUCCAAAAUUUGGUGAAUUAGUUCAUCCAAAACUCAGUACUUUAUUAGAUCAGAAAGCAUCAUGUCUCGAAAAAUUAGAUAAACAUAAUUUAGCAUUAAAAGAAUCAAAAUUGAUACUAAAAUAUGAACCAUUUAACGUAAAGGGAUACCUUAGAAUUGGUAAAAUUUUGUAUUUAUUAAAUCAAAAAUUUGAAGCUUACAAAAAUUAUCAAACAGGGAUAUAUAUUUUAAGAUCUUUACGGGAAAAGAAUAAGAAGGAAGACGUUGAUCAAAUUCUCAACAGUCAAGCUAACUUAACUGAGAAAUUGAAACUGCAAUACAAACUUCUCAAUCAAGAAUUGAAACUAGAGAAAGAAAAAAAAAGCGUGCCCAAUGAUUCCAUUCUAAGGUCAAUCACGUCUAGUGCAUCAUCAUCACAAGAUUCACAACAAAGGAAGAAAAGGAAAGUUGUAAAGCAAAAUAUAGACCCAUUCAACCAAUUACCAAUUGAAAUAGUAAACGAAAUUGUCAAACAGUUAUCAAUGAUUGAAAAAUUUAAUUGCCUUUUAACUUGCAAACAAUGGUAUAACAAUUUAAAUAAACUACAAAUUUUUGAUUUCAAAUGUAAGAACAACAUCACAUUAGAUGAAUUUAAUGUUGGUCUUAAAUUUUUCAAGAAAAAUGUAAGUAAUACAAAUUUAAAAAUAAUUAAAAAUUUAAAGAUUAAUCAAGUUUAUGAUUCUAAAAUUUUACAUGUUAUAUCAUUGUUGGUAAAAGAAAAUCAAAUACAUCUAGGAUCACUUGAUUUAAAGGAUUUGAAAUUAAACUUACAAGAUUUUUUUUAUGCUCUUUAUAAAAAUGGAUGGAGAUUAAAUAAUUUCAAAUAUAUGGAGGAGUUAAAUUUAGGUAUAAAUUGUUCAAUGAAAUCAUCACAAAUAUUAGUUAAUAUCUUCCCAAACUUGAAAAGAUUGAAAAUUGUUGUUUUCAUACCUGAAAAAUCAUCUUUACAAAAUCUACCUGUAAAUGACAAAAUUUUCAACAAAUACAAAAGUCUUGUAUUAGAAGACUAUCCAAAUUUAGAAGAACUCGUAUUAAUAAAUCAUCCAAAAUUAUUAAAUUCCACGACAAUGAGAAUUUCAAAUGAGACUUAUUCACCCUUUCCACCAUCACUUAUUAGUAGAUCCUUCAGCCAGCUAAAAGAUUUGACCAUAGUUUCAUUUGAUUUGAGUAAUCACUUACCAAUAUUAGGUGAAUCUUUGAUCAAUUGUAAGCAAUUGCAAAAAUUGUAUUUAGAAAAUAAUGAAGGUUUAAAUCUUAUUACAUUAUUACAAAUGUUUUUAAAUUACAAGCCAAAUUUCAAAUUAUUAAAUUUUACAUUCAGAGAAGUAAAAGUUGAUAAUAUUUUAAAUCUACAAGAAUUAGGUAAUAUAGUAUUAAUUCCAGAACUAUCAUUACUUCAGCAUUUAGAUCUUUAUAGAAACAACUUAUCACAUUUCGGACUAAUAAGGCUUUUAAAAAUGUGUUCAACUACUUUAUUGUCAUUAAAUUUAGGUCAUUCAACUUACUUAGAUUUUUCAAUCAAAAACCAAACAAAUCAUUUCCAUCCAAAACAACAUCAAAUGCAAUUACAUGAUAUUUUAAAAUUAUGUUCAAAUUUAACAACUUUAUAUUUGAAUGAAUUAAAUAUUGAUACUAUUGGUAUAAUGAAUAUAAUAAAACAAUUUGAAAAUUUAAAUUUUGAAAAACAAAGAUCCAUAAAUCUUGAUUUAAGUUUCAAUCAAAUAGAUGGCAUUGAUUUAUUGAAAUUAUUAAAUUAUUUAAACUCUAAGAAUUUGAUAAAAUUAAAUAUUCUAGAUAUUAAUGGGUUGAGUAUAUCAGAAGAUACAAUGAAUUUUAUACUUAGAAAAAGGUUAGUUUCAAAAAUCAAUUUUGAUCAAAAUAGAAUCAAAUGGCUUCAAUAUGGUGUAAAUAGUUUAAUAGUAGCAUAG